AUGGCUUUCGCAAGAUUCAUUGCCCAAAUAAUCAGGUUGAGAGCGCAUUUCCCUGAUUAUGCCAUAAAGAAAGUCAGGCUUGAUAAUGCUGGUGAAUUCACUUCAGCAGCCUUUAAUGACUUUUGUAUGUCUGUGGGAAUCGAUGUUAAACAUCCGGUUCCGCACGUUCAUACGCAAAAUGGCAUGGCUGAGUCAUUAAUAAAGCGGUUGCAGUUAAUUGCAAGACCGUUAAUCUUGAGAACAAAACUCCCAAUCACUGUAUGGGGACAUGCAAUAUUGCAUGCGGGAGCCUUGGUUCAAGUGAGACCAAGUGCUUAUAAUGAAUUUUCGCCCAUACAGUUGGCAUUUGGAAAUAUUGCCAAAUAUAUCCCAUCUCCGGGUAUUCGGGUGUGCGGUCUAUAUCCCAAUAGCGCCACCACAGAGAUCAAAAAUGGGACCACAGAGGAGAUUGGGAAUAUAUGUCGGGUUCUUGUAGAACCUGAUAAAGAGGUUCGUCAAGAUGACGAACCUGAGGGAUUUAAGAUCCCGAAAGGAUCAAAGAUGCUUGAAGCAUCUAAAGGGCUUUGUUCGGUCAAACUCCAGCGAUCACUUUACGGAUUAAAACAAUCCGGCCGCAUGUGGUACAAUCGCUUAAGUGAAUACUUGUUGAGUAAAGGUUACGUCAACAAUGCGAUAUGUCCAUGUGUGUUCAUAAAGAAAUCCUCAACGGGUUUUGUGAUCAUUGCUGUGUAUGUUGAUGACCUGAACAUGAUUGGAACUCAAAAGGAAAUUGAUGAUGCAAGAACUCAUAUGAAAGAUGAGUUCGAAAUGAAAGAUCUUGGAAAGACAAAGUUUUGUCUUGGGCUCCAGAUAGAGCAUUUCCAAGAUGGAAUAUUUUUGCAUCAAUCAAAUUACACCAAAAGGGUGUUAAAGCGCUUUUAUAUGGAUAAAGCGACUCCUUUGAGUAGUCCAAUGGUCAAUAGAUCGCUUGAUGUUAACAAGGAUCCAUUUCGACCUAUUGAAGAUUCUGAAGAAAUGUUAGGUCCUGAAGUACCUUACAUGAGCGCCAUCGGGGCACUUAUGUAUCUUGCAAAUUGCACAAGACCAGAUAUAGCUUUUGCUACUAAUCUGCUUGCAAGAUACAGCUCAUCGCCUACCAGAAGACAUUGGAACGGAAUAAAACAUAUAUUCCGUUAUCUUCAAGGUACGAUUGAGUUUGGAUUAUAUUAUUCAAGAAACCCCGAGGUUGGUUUAGUUGGUUUUGCAGAUGCUGGCUACUUGUCUGAUCCGCAUAAAGCUCGAUCGCAAACCGGUUAUGUUUUUACAUACGGUGGAACCGCGAUCUCCUGGCGUUCCCAAAAACAAACUUUGGUUGCAACGUCUUCAAAUUAUGCAGAAAUCAUUGCUCUCCAUGAAGCAUGUAGAGAGUGUGUAUGGUUGAGAUCUUUGAUCCAACAUAUACAAGAAGCCAGCGGAGUAUCUACAAAGAAAGAGCCAACAACUAUCUACGAAGACAAUUCUGCAUGUGUCACUCAACUCAAAGAAGGUAUAUCAAGAGCGACAGGACAAACACAUCCUCCAAGAUUUUUCUCUUACACUCAAGAACUUGAAAAGAAUCAAGAAGUGGAUAUUCAGUAUGUUCGCUCAAGUGACAAUGCAGCUGAUCUCUUCACAAAGGCGCUUCCUACUACAGUGUUCAAGAAGCAUGUUCAAAGUAUUGGAAUGCCGUCUUCAAGAUUUGUGAAGAGAAGACCAUAUCUAUUUUUCAGGGGGAGUUUGCUUCGGUACUCUUUUUCCUUUCAUGGUUUUUAUCCCAUGGGUUUUUCCAUGAUAAGGUUUUAA
This is a messenger RNA of Microthlaspi erraticum, 1821 nucleotides long. Lineage: Eukaryota; Viridiplantae; Streptophyta; Magnoliopsida; Brassicales; Brassicaceae. The record is from the annotation of a GenBank genome assembly.